AUGGCUCCUCCUAACGUUCUUAUGGUCGGCACUGGAGAGUACACCACCGGCUUCGUCGGCGGUGGUGCCUCCGCCUCCGACAAAAAGGUCGGCGUCGUCGGCCUGACGAUGUUCGACCUGCGACGCCGAGGCAAGGUCGGCAAGCUGAGCAUGGUGGGCGUGUCCGGGCACAAAUUCCCAGCCAUCAGACAGCACCUGCAGAAGAACAUCUCCGAAGUGUACAACGGCCUCGACGUCUCGUUCGAGUCCUUCCCCGCUGACGACCAGACUGACCCGGAGGCAUACAAGACGGCCAUCGACGCCCUCGAGCCCGGCUCCGCCAUCACCAUCUUCACCCCGGAUACGACGCACUACCCGAUCGCGCUGUACGCCAUCCAGAGGAGGAUCCACGUGCUGAUCACCAAGCCCGCCACCAAGCUGCUGUCGGAUCACCUGCACCUGCUGGAGGAGGCGCGCAAGCACGGCGUCUUCGUCUACGUCGAGCACCACAAGCGGUUCGACCCGGCGUACGCGGACGCGCGGGCCAAGGCGCGCACCCUGGGCGACUUCAACUACUUCUACAGCUACAUGAGCCAGCCGAAAUUCCAGCUAGAGACGUUCCGCGCGUGGGCGGGCAAGGACAGCGACAUCUCGUACUACCUCAACUCGCACCACGUCGACAUCUGCGAGAGCAUGGUGCCGGACUACACGCCCGUGAAGGUCACGGCGUCGGCGUCCAAGGGCACGGCCGUGGAUCUGGGCUGUGUGCCCGAGACAGAAGACACGAUCACGCUGUUGGUCGAGUGGCGCAAGAAGACGGAUCCGUCGAGGGUCGCGACGGGUGUGUAUACGGCGAGUUGGACGGCGCCGCAGAAGGCGGGCGUGCAUUCGAAUCAGUACUUUCACUACAUGGGCUCCAAAGGCGAAAUCCGCAUCAACCAGGCGAAACGGGGGUACGACCUGGCGGACGAUGACCAGGGGCAAGUCGUGUGGCUGAAUCCGUUCUACAUGCGCUACACCCCCGACGAAGAAGGCAACUUCGCCGGCCAGACCGGCUACGGCUACAUCAGCUUCGAAAAGUUCAUCGACGCCGUCACGGCCGUGAACGAGGGCCGCGUCACGCUCGACGAGCUUGAUCGGAGAGGCCUGCCGACGCUGCGUAACACCAUCGCCACGACGGCCAUCCUUCACGCGGGGCGGAUCUCGUUGGAUGAGCGGCGUCCGGUGGAGAUUGUCCAUGAGGAGGGGACUGAGAAGUGGGAGUUGAAACUGGUUUCUCUCGGUAUAGAAAGAGAGAUAUACACCCCUGACGAUUGCUCACGUUCCAGCAAAUUUUCUUUCCACAUUCAUUGUGCUAUUCCCAGAACCAACUACCUAAUAAUAACUCCUUUAGUCAAGCAAACGUACCGUAAGGCUGGAAAAACCCUAGGUACGAGGUUGGGUUGGUUGGUUCUAGGGCAUCGCUCUAGUACCUAG
Molecule: messenger RNA, 1455 nt
Organism: Rasamsonia emersonii CBS 393.64
Lineage: Eukaryota; Fungi; Ascomycota; Eurotiomycetes; Eurotiales; Trichocomaceae
Product: NAD binding Rossmann fold oxidoreductase
Exons: 9
Coding region: 1-1455 (484 amino acids)
Biological process (GO): NADPH regeneration
Cellular component (GO): cytoplasm
Molecular function (GO): oxidoreductase activity; nucleotide binding
Source: RefSeq, a predicted model, not a curated record